AUGGAUGAACGUGACGAGGUCGAAUGGCCCGAACAACAACCUCAAUAUAGACAAUUAUUUGCGAAGAAGAAUAAGAGCGACAUAAAACAAGAAAAAAAGAUGUCAAAAACUGAAAGUCGGUUCAAAUCUAAGCUUGAAUCUUUAAAAAAAUUUCAACAUUCAGCAUCAACUAAUGGUGCAGUUGAAAAAGCAAGAGCAUUUUUUCGCUCUUUAGAACUUACACAUAUUGGCGGCAGUGGCAGUAGUAGCAGUGAUCAUUCGUCAUCAUUUCACCGACGUACUACUACUACUACUACUACUACAACGAAUAGCAAUAAUAAUAAUAAUAAUAAUAAUAAUAACAAUGAUAAUAAUAAUAUUCAUUUACUUACUUCUUCGAUACUUCCUCUACCUUCUUCAAUGUCUUCAUCAAGUUCAUCGUCAAUUAUUGACGAUAGUCAUCAUACAAUAUCAUCAACAACCAAUGAUUCAUCAUUUAAAUUAAAAAAUCCUCCAAAUGAUAUUGCAAAAGCAAGAGUUAUUCGUGUUAUAAAUCCAAAUUAUAUAAAUCCAAAAGAUAUGAUUGUACAUCGAGUUCUGCAUAAUGAACAAGAUCAUCAUCAAUUCACAUCUUCUUAUUGCUAUGCUCCACAAAUAUUAUCACAAAAAAAGAUUCCAUCACCUAAAGAAUAUAAUGAACGGAGUCAAAGCUUUUCAAUUCGAUAUGAUAAACAUCGAGAUAUGCAAACAAAAUACGAUACAUAUCAAUUCUCGCCUGUAUCUGCUCCCAAUGGUAACAUAAAAUAUUCAACAAAUGUUUAUUCAAAUUUUCCAUCAUCUGUUCAUACGAAUAUAAAUAAUAAUGGAAACAUUUCUAUUAAUCAAAUGUCGACUUCUUUAUACAAUUACCGACCAUUGGUUUGUCGUCAAUUGGAAUCUGCGUCAUUGAUGUCAUCAUCAUUUCAUGAGCAAUCACAAAGUUCUCUAGAUCCUUUAAUUCGACCAUUAUCAUCAUCGGCAUCAUCAUCAUCAAUGUCAACUUGGACUCAAAGUGUUCGUCGUCUCAAUACAGAAUAUGCAUCAACAAUAAGUGCUCUUCAACAAGCGAAAGAUUCUUUAAAACAAAUUUAUCCAAGUCCACCAGAUACAAUUUCACAAUACGCUAAUAUAGUAGCACGUGGUAUAAAUGAUCUUUCAAAUAAUGAAAUAAAAAAAUCAUCAGGUAUUACCGUUUGUCUAACAGCACCAAUAAUAUCUCAGGAUUCUCAUUCGUUAUCAUCACAAAUACCAAAAGCUUCCAUUCCACAAGGAAAAGCUUCGCCGUCGACGAUGUUUUGUAAACCGAAAUUAGUUCGACCCGUAGAAUUAGGUACAUUUGUUCCAUCAACAUCUCAAAUACCAAAAUUAGAAUCUAUUUCAACUGUUAGUAAAAUAAAUGAAAAAGCAGAUUCUAUUGCUAAUAUUAUUAAAAAAUUCAAUAAUCUCAAUAGUUCAUCACCAUUAUCAAAAUGUUUAACUGUUAAAGAUAAUAUUAAUGAUUCAUUAUCAUCUGAAAUAAAAAAUGAACACCGAGAAAGUUUACCUAAAAGUAUCUUAUGUGAGUCAACUCAAUAUAAAAAGGAACAAUCAAAUAUUUCUUUAUUACCAUCGACAACUGAUAUGCAUCCUACAAUAUCUCCUCGUGUGCAAUUUGAACCUUCGAUAACUACAUACGAACUAGAUGAUAUUCCUUAUGAAUCUCCAGCAUCCCCUUUAGGAUUAUCAUCAUCAUCAUCAGUAUCACAAGAUUCAACUAGUAGUACAUCAACAUCUUCAAAUGAUGAAAAUCAAGUGUAUGAAAAUCAAGUGUAUGAAAAUCUUUCAUCAGAUAAUCAUCUUCGAGAAGAAACAACAUAUACGGUUGAAACAUUUUAUAAAUCUGCAAACGGUUUGCCAUCGAAUAAUCAACAAGUUGUUAUUAUUCGAGAAAAUGCAACUGAAGAACAAUUUAAUUUAGCAAAAGAUAAACAAUGUCAAGAUACAAGUGUAAAUCAUCAAACUCCAUCACAACAUAGAUAUUCAACUAAUGAAAAUAAAAUUUCACCAUUAACUACACCAAUGUGUACAAAUCUUAACCAGACAAUUAAACAGACGACACCAACACCAUUCAUCAUUGAAAACCAAGAUAAAACACACGAAAAUUACCAUUCCGCUGAACCAUUAUCACAUAUAACUAACAGUUUUAUCUCCGACAGUUAUCUUCAUAAAGACAAUCUAACAAUUGAUGAUGUUGUCACUAUCAAUCCUCAUACGCAUUCUCCAACAUCAUAUUGUUUAAUCAGUAGUUCAUCAUCAUCUUCAAGUAGUACUGCAACUACAUCAUCAUCUUCAUCUUCGUCGUCGUCGUCGUCAUCAUCAUCAUCAUCAUCAUCAUCAUCCAGCAAUACAGCAUCAUCAGCUUCUACUGUUCUUCUAAGUAGUAGCAGAGUUACUAUAAUUCCAACUCCUUUAAUUGUAACAAAAACGCCAAUUAGCACAAAUAUUAAUCUUACAAAAAACACUAAUAAAUCUAUUUCACAACUUCCCAAACGAACAACAACAGUAACAACAUCGACAUCAACAGUCUCGAACGGCUCUCGCUUAAAACAGCCAUCAAAAGUUGUUACAUAUACAAGCAAAUUAAAGCCACCUUCUUCAACUAUCACAAAACCAAUGAAAUCAAUGAUUGCCAAUAGUACACCUGCAGUUACAACAACAAUGACCACAUUAACUAUGCGAAAAUCGACAGGAACACCGAAUCAAUCAUCUCCGAUGACCAACAAUAUUUUCAGUAAAACGACUCCAGAACAGCCAUCAUCAUCAUCAUCAUCACCAUUAUCAUCAAUAUCAAGUACUGGAAAGAAACAACAAUUAGUCAACGGAACUAAUAUGACUGAGUCACAAAAUCCUACAGAUUCGUCACUUUCGAUGGGAAAAAAUCGUGUUCGUUCAAUGGUCAAUCAAUUUAAUGCUGCAGUCUCAUCAUCUCGUCCAACUAUUCCAUCUACAAUACCUAUUAAGCGUACAUCAAUCCCUACAGUAUCAGUUACUGCUCGUCGAGCAGUACCAACCGAAUCAACUACGAGUUCAGCAGUAUCAACUAACAAGCCUACGAUAACAUCGACAGUUCGGCCACCGCUUCAACGCGCACUGACAAUUAAUAAUAGUCCAAUAACACCAUCACCACCAUCAACACCCCCGACAAUGAAUAAUACUAUUUCAUCGACCUACAAACGAAAAACUCCACUUGUUCGCUCAACAUCAAAUGUAAAAGAAGGUCUUCUUCGCUGGUGUCAAGCACAAGUUAUUGGUUAUCCAAACGUAUCGGUCACAAAUCUUUCAUCAUCAUGGGCAGAUGGACUUGCUUUUUGUGCUCUAACACAUCAUUUUUUUCCUGACGCAUUUGAUUUCAAUAGCUUGUCGUCUGCUAAUCGUAAGGAAAAUUUUGAGCUUGCUUUUAGUAUUGCCGAAGAACGUGCCGGUGCGCCACAAUUACUUGAUGUGUCGGAUAUGCUUAUUAUGGGUAACAAACCUGAUGACAAAUGUAUAUUUACCUAUCUCAAUUCAUUUUUGGCUAAAGUCAAAGAUAUUCAUCCGACCACGAAUUGCGUUGAACGUCAUUGA
Molecule: messenger RNA, 3621 nt
Organism: Rotaria socialis
Lineage: Eukaryota; Metazoa; Rotifera; Eurotatoria; Philodinida; Philodinidae
Source: the annotation of a GenBank genome assembly